CUCCCAGUUCGAGCACUCCUCACCACCAUCGACAAGACACCGACAACUCGACGAUUCACCGCCACGAUGUAUCGACUACCACGAGCCUUCCGACUGCGCCAGCAGCAACCACUAAUAUCACGGACAACACCCUCAAUACACAUUGCUCGCGUCCCUCAAAGACGAACGAUCUUCCUCAAAUCUCGCCACCAAACACAACCUAUCCAACUCCAAGCCGUCCGAUUCCGCAAACCCUCCUUCUUCGCUUUCAGCCGACAGGUCCGCGUACUCCUCUGGCUCGGCGUGCCCGGACUAUGGAUGCUCAUGUUCUCACAAUACUUCUCCGUCGAGAUUGUCGACGACUCAAAAGCAGACUCGAAGAAGCCCGCUUCCUCAAUACUCUCUGAAGGCGACGAUGAAGAGGAGGAGGAGGAGAGCUUCUUCAUUCCCAUGACAUGGGCCGUGCCGGUCGCUCGUGAAUUCUACAAAGGAUCCGAUCCGGAAUGGCAAGAGUUUGUACGCAUCGCAAAGGACAAACCUCGACAUCAGAAGAUCCAAACAGAUUUGGCGCAAAUGGUGCACGCAGGGAGCAUGAAACAUCCACGAGUCGCGGCGAUGCUGGGAAAGGACUCGAAGAUUGGGAAAUACUGGUUGGACAUCUCAUUCCCAGAUGGUCCGCCGCAAGAGUUUGAGAGGAAAGGGCUGGAGAUUGGGGACGAUGGCAUCUACUGGAGCGCUGAGAGGAUCAGCCCAGAGGACCAGCAUCGCCUAAAACGAGCACUGGUCCCCACCGCCGCGGCAAGCAGUCUCUACGCUUCCGUCAGCGUAUUCACAGGCAUUCAGUAUCGGCGAUUGAAACAAUGGCUAGGCUGGGAAGGCGUCAACCCCAUGAGUCCAGAGGAGCGAUACAAACACGCCAUCGAAAUGUUCCAGCGCCAACAAAAUGGCCGCGACGGAAACGGCGGAUCAGCGCAGAAAAUGCCACAACCCGGCCCCGACGCCGCUGCUUCAACAUCCGCCACAAGUCCGGACGCCAACACAACGCCUGAGCCCUCCCCCUCCAUCUCCAAAACC
This is a messenger RNA of Zymoseptoria tritici IPO323, 1053 nucleotides long. RefSeq lists its product as uncharacterized. Lineage: Eukaryota; Fungi; Ascomycota; Dothideomycetes; Mycosphaerellales; Mycosphaerellaceae. The transcript has a single exon. The annotation marks the transcript as partial. The record is from RefSeq and is a predicted model, not a curated record.